Molecule: messenger RNA, 987 nt
Organism: Penicillium longicatenatum
Lineage: Eukaryota; Fungi; Ascomycota; Eurotiomycetes; Eurotiales; Aspergillaceae
Gene: trm8
Product: tRNA (guanine46-N7)-methyltransferase
Exons: 2
Coding region: 1-987 (328 amino acids)
Biological process (GO): tRNA methylation; RNA (guanine-N7)-methylation
Cellular component (GO): tRNA methyltransferase complex
Molecular function (GO): tRNA (guanine(46)-N7)-methyltransferase activity
Source: RefSeq, a predicted model, not a curated record
AUGACGACUCCUUCUCUGAAUAAGCGGCAGAAGCGCGAAGAAUACCGCCGCAAGCUCGGCGAGCAGACAGCUAUCGAUGGCGAAGUCAAGAUGCCGCAGAAGAAAUUCUUCCGGCAGCGCGCGCAUGCGAAUGUCUUUUCGGAUCAUAAUCUUGAAUAUCCCCGUACCCCCAACCACAUGGAUUGGUCACCCCACUAUCCAGCAUUCAUAGAUCAAGACCCUACACACACGAACCUCGGCGGCGCCCGCAAGCUCAUCAAGGACGUUGAAGUCAUCGACAUCGGUUGCGGUUUCGGCGGUCUCCUCGUCGGCCUCGCCCCCCUCCUCCCAGAAACAUUAAUACUGGGCCUUGAAAUCCGAACCUCAGUCUCAGACUACGUACGCUCACGCGUCCGCGCCCUCCGUCUCCGUCAAGAGCAAUUGAAGGGAACAACCCAAGCGCCUACAACACAGCAAUCAGAAGAAGCGCCAACAGAGACACUCCCCGAUGCGCCCGCCCCCGAAGACGAAGUCGGCACGACCGACGCACUCGUGCCCGGGAACUACGAGAACAUCUCCGGAAUUCGCGCGAACACGAUGAAGUUCCUGCCGAACUUCUUCAAGCGCGGACAGCUUUCUAAGAUCUUUAUCUGUUUCCCUGAUCCGCACUUCAAGGCGCGGAAGCACAAGGCGCGUAUUAUUUCGGAGAGUUUGAAUGCGGAGUAUGCGUAUCUCUUGCGGCCUGGAGGGUUAUUGUAUUCUAUCACCGAUGUUGAGGAGUAUCAUCAUUGGAUUCUGAGGCAUUUUAUCGUGCAGGAGGGUGAGGAUGUUUCGGCUGGUUCUGUUAAACAUUUGUUUGAGCGGGUGGAGGGAGAGGAACUUGAGAAUGAUCCGUGUGUUACUGUCAUGUCUUGUGAGACUGAGGAGUCGAAAAAGGUUUCGAGGAAUAAGGGAAACAAGUAUGUGGCUGUUUUUAGAAGGAAGGAGAACCCUGAGUGGCCUGCUUGA